Messenger RNA from Python bivittatus (Burmese python), 913 nucleotides. It is a transcript of the gene LDLRAP1, whose product is annotated as low density lipoprotein receptor adaptor protein 1. The record is from RefSeq and is a predicted model, not a curated record. Gene Ontology annotation, cellular component: early endosome. NCBI's taxonomy places the organism in Eukaryota, Metazoa, Chordata, Lepidosauria, Squamata, Pythonidae.
GCGCAAUCCGGACUGGAAGAGCUCCCUGAAAACUGGACUGACACCCGAGAGACCUUACUGGAGGGAAUGCUCUUCAACCUGAAGUACCUGGGCAUGACGUUGGUGGAACAGCCCAAAGGAGAAGAAUUAUCUGCUGCUGCUGUCAAAAGAAUUGUAGCAACAGCAAAAGCAAGUGGAAAAAAACUCCGAAAAGUAACUCUGAAAGUGUCGCCCAGAGGGAUCGUUCUCAGCGACAGCAUAACAAAUGAGUCAAUUGAAAACGUGUCAAUAUACAGGAUAUCCUACUGUACAGCAGACAAAAUACAUGACAAAGUGUUUGCCUACAUUGCUCAGAGCCAGCACAAUGAGAACCUGGAGUGUCACGCUUUCCUCUGUUCCAAGAAGAAAAUGGCCCAAGCCGUCACACUCACAGUUGCUCAGGCGUUCAAAGUAGCAUUUGAAUUCUGGCAAGCGUCCAAGGAAGAGAAGGAGAAGCGAGACAAGGCCAUCUUGGAAGGAGAGACUGCUAGCAGCCCAAACUCAGAUACUUCUGCCUCCUCAAAAGGACCAGUCGCCGUAGAAAACCUGCUAGACUUGGAAAAUGUAACCAAAACUCCUUUGACCAUGAACAUAAAUUCUGUGCACUUGGAUGGCAGCAUCUUUGGGUCACAUUCUUCAGAAAACAAUAACGUGUGGGCAAUGGAUGAUGAACUGGAUGAAGCAUUUUCAAGGCUGGCACAGUCGCGAACCAACCCACAGGUCCUUGACAUCAGCCUGACCCCUCAAGACAUCCAAAGUGCUCAGAUCCUCUCGCCGGUUGACUGGGACAAAGUAGAUUCCAUGAUGGAGGCCGAAAAAGAUGACCAACUCUUUGAGUUCUGACAUCUUCUUUUUUGUUUUCCCUUGUUGAGCUCCCCCCCCCCCCCCCCCCCCA